AUGAAACUUGAAAAUAAAACUGAAGUGACUGAAUUCAUCCUCCUCGGAUUUAGUUCCCAACACAAAUAUCGCCAUGUCCUCUUCAUUUUAUUUCUAAUUAUCUAUGUGACAUCCAUGGUAGGUAACAUUGGAAUGAUCUCACUUAUCAGGACUGAUUCCAGACUUCAAACACCUAUGUAUUUUUUCCUACAACAUUUGGCCUUUGUGGAUAUUUGUUAUACCUCUGCUAUCACUCCCAAAAUGCUGCACAACUUCAUAGCAGACAAUACAACUGUAUCAUUCAGGGGCUGUAUUAUACAAUUAUUAGUUUAUGCUAUGUUUGCAACUGACGAUUGCUACCUCCUGGCUGCUAUGGCAGUAGAUCGCUAUGUAGCCAUCUGUCACCCACUUCGCUAUUCCAUAAUCAUGUCUCAAAGAGUCUGCAUACAAUUAGUAGCAGGAUCAUAUGUGGCAGGCUCAAUAAAUGCUUCUGUGCACACAGGGUUUACAUUUUCAUUGUCCUUCUGUAGGUCUAAUACUAUCAAUCAUUUUUUCUGUGAUGUUCCUCCAAUUCUUGCCCUUUCAUGCUCUAGUAUUGAUAUCAAUAUCAUGCUACUUGUUGUGUUUGUGGGUUUUAACUUGUCUUUCACUGUGUUGGUUGUCAUUGUAUCCUAUGUCUAUAUUCUGGCUGCUAUCCUGAAGAUUUCUUCUGCAGCCGGGAGGAAAAAAGCCUUUUCCACCUGUGCCUCCCACCUGACUGCUGUCAUCAUUUUCUAUGGAACUCUCUCAUACAUGUACUUACAACCUCCCUCUGAUACUUAUCAAGAGAAUAUGAAAGUGGCCUCUGUGUUUUAUGGCAUUGUGAUACCUAUGUUGAAUCCUUUGAUAUACAGUUUACGGAAUAAGGAGGUAAAAGAAGCUAUAAAAUUGACAUGUAAAGCUUUUCUAAAUUGGAUUCAAUUUGUCAAAAACUGA
Messenger RNA from Suncus etruscus (white-toothed pygmy shrew), 954 nucleotides. Its product is annotated as putative olfactory receptor 5AK3. The transcript has a single exon. Lineage: Eukaryota; Metazoa; Chordata; Mammalia; Eulipotyphla; Soricidae. Gene Ontology annotation, cellular component: membrane. Gene Ontology annotation, molecular function: G protein-coupled receptor activity; olfactory receptor activity; odorant binding. The record is from RefSeq and is a predicted model, not a curated record. Gene Ontology annotation, biological process: G protein-coupled receptor signaling pathway; sensory perception of smell. The coding region runs from base 1 to 954 and encodes 317 amino acids.